Phaedon cochleariae (mustard beetle) is the source of this 2040-nucleotide messenger RNA. NCBI's taxonomy places the organism in Eukaryota, Metazoa, Arthropoda, Insecta, Coleoptera, Chrysomelidae. The record is from the annotation of a GenBank genome assembly.
AUGGCAACUUUACCACCUAGAAGGAAUCCAACCCCUACAAAAAUAUCCAAACAACACGUCACCCCUCUUCAAACACUGCUUCAAAUGGGUUUUCCAAAACACAGAGUGGAAAAAGCCCUGGCAGCCACAGGCCACAGAGGGGUGCAGCUAGCUUCAGACUGGCUUUUGGCACAUGUAAAUGACCCUCUGUUAGAUGACAACUCGCCUAGAGAGUACAUUUUGUAUGCCUGCCCUACUGGAACCUUUUUGCAGCAGCUGCAGGGCUUCUGGCAAAAAUCGCUGGCCCUGUGUGGGUGGAAUGGGGCCCACAAUUUCACUCCACACAUAACAUUGGUCUCAUUUUUCAAGUCUCCUGAUGAAGAAGCACUACACUUGGCUCAAGGUUUGAAAUCUGUGAUGGAAAGACAAGGGGCUGUCUUGAAUGAGGCCCUCAAGCUGGAAAUGUACACUUCUCCUAAUUUCAUGGGUUUUUUUGUAGCAGAAGAGCAUGCAGAUUAUUUGAAGAGAAUUGCCAUGCAGUAUGUCAAAGAAGUUUCAAAUUGUAUUAUUAGCGAUACUUACGAACACUUUGACGCUCUGACAGCAUGCUUCCCGUGGUGUACCACUACGACAGCACGCUGUAUACCGAGAGGCAGUAGAUCCAUCAGUUUGGAGCCCCACGUCAAGUCCCUACAUCUGACGCUGGCCUAUCAGUUCCCCAACACUCAAUACGCCAGUUUGAAGUCCUUGGUGGACGAACUGGACCCGGCAGCGUCCAGCAGCUGGGAAUUGAGGUUAUAUUCGAGAGACCCGCGAGUCAACGGAAAGCAAGUCCACAAAGUCAUCCACGCUCACCUACCCAGCGAGCAAGACGAACUAGAACUCAGGACCGGCGACUACGUGUACGUGAGCAGCGAAGCCCUGACGGCCUCGCCCGACGGCUGGGUCGAAGGCGUCUCGUGGCUGACCGGACAAUCCGGGCUGCUGCCGGAAAGUUACACGGAGCGGACAGCCGAAUCGGACGCUUGGACUUUGCACAAAAAAAUCGCCCUCAAUCAGAACGUCACUGAAGCUAAAAUUUCCUCACAGCAAGGAGCAAUGGCACAAAAAGCAAAGAUGGAGGAGGCACCAUCGGUACUAAACAAUGACGUCAUCAAGCCACCCAUGCCACCAGAAAUAACUGAGGAAGUUGGUGCCUCUGGUACCAAGGAAAACGUCUACGAAAAUUUACUGGAGUUGCAAAGGCAAAAGAAUGGUUGUGAGGAAAACCAAGGUAGGAACAUUUUUAUCAUGCGACACGGCGAACGAAUCGACUUUAGCUUCGGCAGCUGGGUGCCUUACUGUUUCGACGAAACCGGAAAUUAUGUGAGGAAGGACCUUAACAUGCCGAAAACGUUGCCUGCCAGAAGUGACGGCCCCAAUGGAUACCUCAAAGAUUCACCAAUCACGAAUGUCGGUUUACUGCAGGCGACCUUGGUGGGCGAAUCCUUCAAAGACAACUCGAUCGACGUGAGGUACGCGUACAGCUCGCCUUCGUACCGGUGUGUGCAAUCUUGCGACGGCUUCCUUCGAGGGCUCGGCAGAAGGGCCGACGUGCGGAUCAGGGUGGAGCCGGGCCUGUUCGAGUGGACGGUGUGGUAUCCGGACGGGCCGCCCGAUUGGAUGACCACUCAAGAGUUGAUCGAAGGAGGGUACAAUAUCGACGACAGCUAUGAGCCGUUGGUGAAUGUCAAAGAACUGAAAGAAGCCAAGGAGAGCUGUGAACAGUUUUAUUUGAGGAGCGCUUUCGUCACCAGAGGAAUCCUGUCGGCUAACUCGUCCGGCAACAUCCUGCUAGUCGGCCACUCGGCCACCCUGGACACGUGCUCGCACGAGCUGGUCGGCAAACGGCCGAGGCCUCCUAACGAGAUGAUCAAGAUCGUGCAGAAGAUCCCGUAUUGCGGGCUGUGCCAGGUGGCGAGGAAAGAAGAUGGGGACGGGUGGGAGGUGGUCGAGCCACCAUGUUUGCCAGCCACGCACUCGAAUAACCAGAGGUUCGAUUGGAAGAUGCUGAUCGAGUAG